Felis catus (domestic cat) is the source of this 3098-nucleotide messenger RNA. It is a transcript of the gene SLC38A3, whose product is annotated as solute carrier family 38 member 3. The transcript is spliced from 16 exons. Lineage: Eukaryota; Metazoa; Chordata; Mammalia; Carnivora; Felidae. The record is from RefSeq and is a predicted model, not a curated record. Gene Ontology annotation, molecular function: L-asparagine transmembrane transporter activity; L-glutamine transmembrane transporter activity; L-histidine transmembrane transporter activity. Bases 771 to 2285 code for a protein of 504 amino acids. Gene Ontology annotation, biological process: histidine transport; asparagine transport; amino acid transmembrane transport.
GACUGAUCCAGUGACCUAGACUCCUCUACAGCUGCCUAAGACCCUGAGUUCCUGGCCUGGGGUUCUAGGAAAUGGAGAAUCUGCUCCAAUGGUCCACUACUGGAGGGUGGUCACCUAAGGGAUAGGGGUAUUCCCCUAGCAGGGGAAGAGAGGCUUGAAGGAGAACAUGGCCCUGAGGUCAUGGCUGUGUGGAAAGUGAGGCCUGUGUGGCUCAGAGAAUUCGGCCCUGGGACGCUCAUUUCCUGGAUGGCCCCCUGAGGGCCCUUUGCAGCCAGGCGGGCAGGGCCCAGGUGUCCAGCCACCCAGCACCGCCUCAGGCCUCCUGGCUCCGGGGGGGUAGCCUUUGCGCCUGCCGUUCCCAGCGCCAGCUCUCAGACCACAGAAGGCCCUUUGUUCUGGCUGCCAGCAGUGCCCGCCGGGCGGCUGGGAACAGGGCCCACAGCCCUCACCCUCUCCCAAGGCCUCCAGCCGUCGGGCAGUGCCAUUCUAGGUUGGCUAGGAGGCCCCUGGCACACAGGGCCGGCACAGGAAACCGUCUCCUGGUGUUAAUGUCAGGGAGGGGGUGUCAAUCCAGGGCCCACCACCAGCGCGGGGUCUGGAUUCCUGGGACUCAGCAUCCUGGGGUCCAGACACCACUGGACUCUGAACUCAGGUCAUCCAGCUGAUCCUCACUUCACAGAUGGAGAAACUGAGGUCCCAAGGGCUUGCCUUGACUGACCUUUGACUUGUGUUGGUGUGAGAGUCAGUGCUCCGGGUGGCAGACCCUGACCAUGGAGGCACCUCUGCAGACGGAAAUGGUGGAGCUGGUGCCCAACGGCAAACACUCAGAGGGGCUGCUCCCAGUCACCACCCCCACGGCUGUCAACCAGAGGGUCGAAGGCCCCAGACGGAGCUGUGUUGAGGGCGAGGGCUUCCUACAGAAAAACCCCAGCAAGGAGCCACACUUCACAGACUUUGUGGGGAAGACUUCAUUUGGGAUGUCAGUGUUCAACCUCAGCAACGCCAUCAUGGGCAGUGGCAUCCUGGGACUCGCCUAUGCCAUGGCCAACACGGGCAUCGUCCUUUUCCUGUUCCUGUUGACAGCCGUCGCCCUGCUCUCCAGCUACUCCAUCCACCUGCUACUCAAGUCCUCAGGGAUCGUGGGUAUCCGUGCCUAUGAGCAGCUAGGCUACCGUGCCUUUGGGACCCCAGGAAAGCUGGCAGCGGCCCUGGCCAUCACACUGCAGAAUAUUGGAGCCAUGUCCAGCUACCUGUACAUCAUCAAGUCCGAGCUGCCCCUUGUCAUACAGACCUUCCUGAACCUGGAGGAGCAAACUUCGGACUGGUACAUGAAUGGGAACUACCUGGUGAUCCUUGUUUCUGUCAUCGUCAUUCUGCCCCUGGCACUGAUGCGGCAGCUUGGCUACCUGGGUUACUCCAGCGGCUUCUCUCUCAGCUGCAUGGUGUUCUUCCUAAUUGCAGUCAUCUACAAAAAGUUCCAUGUGCCCUGCCCUCUGCCCCUCAACCUCGCCAACAUCACGGGCAACGUCAGCCUCAUGGAGGUCACCAAGGAGGAGGCGCAGCUGCAGGCUGAAACAGAGGCCGCAGCCUUCUGCACCCCGAGUUACUUCACACUCAACUCACAGACAGCAUAUACCAUCCCUAUCAUGGCCUUCGCCUUCGUCUGCCAUCCCGAGGUGCUGCCCAUCUAUACGGAGCUCAAGGACCCCUCCAAGAGGAAGAUGCAGCACAUCUCCAACCUGUCCAUCGCCGUCAUGUAUGUCAUGUACUUCCUGGCUGCCCUCUUCGGCUACCUCACCUUCUACGACGGGGUGGAGUCGGAGCUACUGCACACCUACAGCAAGGUGGACCCAUUUGACGUGCUGAUCCUCUGUGUGCGUGUGGCCGUGCUGACGGCAGUCACACUCACAGUGCCCAUCGUUCUGUUUCCGGUGCGCCGUGCCAUCCAGCAGAUGCUGUUUAAGAACCAGGAGUUCAGCUGGCUGCGGCACAUACUCAUUGCCAUCGGCCUGCUCACUUGUAUCAACUUGCUGGUUAUCUUCGCUCCCAACAUCCUGGGCAUCUUCGGGGUCAUUGGUGCCACAUCUGCCCCAUGCCUCAUCUUCAUCUUCCCCGCCAUCUUCUACUUUCGCAUCAUACCCACCGAGAAGGAACCUGCAAAGUCUACCCCCAAAAUCUUGGCCCUUUGUUUCGCUGUGCUUGGCCUCUUGCUGAUGACCAUGAGCUUGAGCUUCAUCAUCAUUGAUUGGGUGUCAGGGACCGGCCGGCAUGGAGGAAGCCACUAGGAAGACCCCCGGCCUGUUCUGUCUACUCGUCCAAGUACCCCUGCCCAGAGUCUUCAGCCCCUGCUCCCAUCCAGUGGCCAGUCAGCGGGGAGAAGAAAGAUGUGGUUAACACUAUGGCAUUUGUCCCCUGCCUCACGUCUUCUCUGUGGAAGGUUUUUGUUACAGCCGGGACCAAGGCCCUUGGACCACUACCUUGCUGGGCUCCCGGGCUACAGGGGCUUCCGGAGUUGGGAGCAGGGUGGGGCUGUGCCCUUUCUCCCUUCCUGUUGCCUCAGAUCCCACUCAGGCCCCUGCCCUCCUUGCACAGAUGCAAACACUGAGGUCCAACAGCUGCCUACACAGUCUGUAGGGCACAUAGAGUUGGAGCCCAAGCCUGCAGCCAUCUCCCCACCUUGCUGCUGGACCUUGGUCUGCACUCUGGGGCCUCAUCUCCCUCAAUGCACUUGCCUUCCUCCACUUCUGUCCCGGAGGCCCCUUUCAGUCACUUGGACUCAAGCGCUUGGAUACUCUCGUCUCCUUCUCCCAUCCCCACCACCAGAAGCAGACCACCCCCCAUACCGGAAGCCAUCAAGUUCUUUUAAAUGUGAGGCUGGUGUGGGCACCCCCAGGGACCUGCUCCUUCACCAGUCCUGGGGAGGCUGGGACUCCCCCCACCCCAAGUCUGGGCCGUAGCUCACAUUCCAUUUCUGGGAGAAGAAAGAGGCUGGGGCCCAGAGCGUCUCUGCCCCUGGGAGCCAAAGACCCCAGGGGCUGAUCCGGGGUAGGAGUGGAGAAGCUGUCAGCUCCCUUUUAUAAAUAUUAUACAUAAUACCA